Trachemys scripta elegans is the source of this 1620-nucleotide messenger RNA. RefSeq names its product t-complex-associated-testis-expressed 3 (gene DYNLT2). NCBI's taxonomy places the organism in Eukaryota, Metazoa, Chordata, Testudines, Emydidae. Gene Ontology annotation, biological process: microtubule-based movement. Gene Ontology annotation, cellular component: cytoplasmic dynein complex; cytoplasm. The coding region runs from base 11 to 580 and encodes 189 amino acids. The transcript is spliced from 4 exons. Gene Ontology annotation, molecular function: dynein intermediate chain binding. The record is from RefSeq and is a predicted model, not a curated record.
GGCGGAAGCCAUGGACAAACACGCGAAGGCGUCGAAACUUCCUUCGGGGGGGAAGGGGGAGCGGCGUUUAAGCAUGUUCGAGAAAGACAACUAUACACAGAUCGUAAAAGACAGAAUGAGAAGUUCAAGCCAUGAAGUUCACGGUAUGGAACCAAUGGAUGAUGAAUCGUUUGCAGAGUUUGGGAGAAGUGAAAUAUUUACAUUGAAGACUAGCAUGGCAAAAAUAAGAUAUGCCAAUACAUACAAAAUGGAGCCAUAUAGGAAAUUCCAGGCUCAUUUAGUAAGAAACAAAGCUCAACAUAUACUAACGCAGCGACUUCAAGAAACCAAGUAUAAUGGUGUGACUAGUAGCUUCUUGUGUAAUUCAAUCUCAGAAGAAAUAUUAACAGCUGUCAAGGACAUGGGCUUUGACCGCUAUAAGUACGUAGUAACAGUCCUAAUCUUGCAAAAGACUGGUCAGGCAAUAAAAAUCUCCAGCAGAUGGGUCUGGGAUGUUGCAAGGGACAACUGGGUUUCAGCUAAAUGUGAAACAGAAUCCUUUGUUUCAUUGGCUUUGAUAAUGGCUUGUUACUAUGAGUAGUUUUCGAAAAGCAACCUCUGUUAACGAUCAUCACAAUACUCUGUAUAAUUGUUCAAAAAUCUUCAUAAAGUUAUAGUUAUUUUAGAACACUUUCUUUGUUAAGUUAAAAACAGUUGAUACAUUGAAAUGCACAUAAAUUUAAACAAAUUUUACCAAUUCUUGUCUAUAAUUUUUUUUUAAAUAUGUAUGGGUGAGUGCAUACUAUAUACAUCUGUCAUAAUGCUAUGUUUAUGAAUUUAUGACAGGUGCUAAGAACACAUUUUGCAAGGUGCUGAAUGUGGCCUCGCACAUUCUAAAGGAUGGGGUUGCAACAUAUUACAAGUGACAAUUCCGUUCAUAAAAGGGAAAUAUUCUACUCUUUGAGGUGACUCCGAAACAGAAAAGUAACAUUGUAUUUACUCUCAGUUGUUGUCAUAUUCAUCAAAUUCCACAGCAAUAAUCUCUUCAGAGAUCUAGUAAUAAGGAAAGCCACUGUAAUGUGGCUUAUUUUUAAAAGCUUUUCUUAGAUUAAAUACAUUUUCCCCACUGUAACCAGCUGUUUUUUCUUAUGCCUGUUAAACUCUCAUUUUUGUAUUUUGAAGUUUGGAACAUUCCAUUUAAGGUCCCAGUCCUGCUCCUGUUGAAGUCAGUGGGAGUGUUGUCAUUGACUUCACUGAUACCAGGAUGGAUCCCAAAUUACAAACCAUCAACUGUUUUAUAAUCCUUAGUCUGGAGGCUGAUAUAUUGUAUUUACUGGAUUCAGUUACUUUUUUUCAUUUCAUCAGACUGGUUCCUAAUGACAACAAAGCCAGAAGAGCUGUAAAAUCCAUUCAGUGACAACCUAAAAUCUUAGGAGAUGGAUAUGUAAUUGACAGUUAAUGACAACAAUACAUACAUUUAUAUUGAAAAGAAUGGCUAAGACAAAAUUUGCGAAGUAUUUAUAAAGAAUGUUAGAAUUGCUGCUAUAUUAACCUAACUGACUCAAAUCCGCUAUUAUUUCAUUGAUGUUGUUCAAACAUAACAAUUUAGAAGAAAAUAAAUGGUAUUUGUUUUCAAAAUAA